Dermatophagoides pteronyssinus (European house dust mite) is the source of this 737-nucleotide messenger RNA. RefSeq names its product agrin-like. Gene Ontology annotation, molecular function: protein binding. Gene Ontology annotation, cellular component: extracellular region. Gene Ontology annotation, biological process: multicellular organism development; cell differentiation. The record is from RefSeq and is a predicted model, not a curated record. Lineage: Eukaryota; Metazoa; Arthropoda; Arachnida; Sarcoptiformes; Pyroglyphidae.
CCAAAUCAAAUAUUAGAUAAUAAUCAAAUAUUUCAAUCCGAAUGUGAUAUGUUGUUGCAACAAAAAUGUAAUAAUAAUGGUGUUGGAGAAUCAUCGAAACAUCAAAUCAAUUGUACUAAUCAUUGUCAUUGUUUUAAGAAUGGUAUCCAUAAUCAUCCUCAUCACCAUCAUCAUCGAUCCAACACUGCUGCUGCUGCUCAAUUAUGCGAUACUAGAUUUGGUCAUUGUUUGUGUAAACAAGGAUGGCAUGGUUCGAAAUGUGAUUCAUGUUCAUCCGGUUAUUGGAAUGCUGCUGUUGUUGUGGCUACUAAAGAUAAUAAUCAUAUCAAAAACAUUGACUGUAAACGAUCGAUUAAUCAAAAUUGUAAUGAUUCGAAUGGAAAAUGUCAAUGUAAAUCGGGUGUAAAAGGUCAUCGAUGUGAUCGUUGUCCAACAAAUACUCAUCUAACCAAUCAAGGAUGUGUUCAUAAUUCAUUAAAUAAAAAUAUUUCCUGUUCACCGAAUCGUUGCCGAUUUGGAUCGAUAUGUCAAUCAAAUGGUUCCUGUACUUGUAAUUUUAAUUGUAAUUCAUUCAAUAAUCAUCAUCAUCAUCAUUAUCAAUCAAUAUGCUCUUCAGAUGGAACAAUCCAUAAAUCAAUGUGCCAUUUUCGUCAAUAUAUGUGUAAUUUACAAAAACGUUUACAAAUUAACAAACAUUGUCGUGUUGAUUGAUUCAAUCGAUUAAUUUAUCUGUUUUA